AAUCCGCUUUCACCAUCUUGGGCCGCAAGCAACACCAUUCCUCUUCUGAGAUCUUCGAAGCACAUCUCCUCCAACUUCACUGCCCUAGAGUUUUCGAUCUCCAUUGAUUCAAUCUCAAAACCCUAGAAUUUCCCACACUUCUCUCCGAUCGAGAUCGCGAGAUGUCUCGCCGCUACGAUAGCCGCACCACGAUCUUCUCCCCUGAGGGCCGGCUCUACCAGGUGGAGUACGCCAUGGAGGCGAUCGGCAACGCCGGCUCCGCCAUCGGCAUCCUUGCUCGUGACGGUGUCGUCCUCGUCGGCGAGAAGAAGGUCACCUCCAAGCUCCUCCAGACCUCCCGAUCCACUGAAAAGAUGUACAAGAUCGACGAUCACCUUGCUUGUGCCGUCGCCGGAAUCAUGUCCGAUGCUAACAUCCUCAUCAACACGGCUCGUGUUCAGGCCCAGCGCUACACCUACGCGUACCAAGAGCCGAUGCCUGUCGAGCAGCUCGUGCAGUCUCUUUGUGACACCAAGCAAGGGUACACCCAGUUCGGUGGCCUUCGCCCCUUUGGAGUUUCCUUCCUCUUUGCUGGAUGGGACCGGAGCUUUGGUUUCCAGCUCUACAUGAGCGACCCGAGCGGGAACUAUGGCGGGUGGAAGGCUGCCGCCAUUGGGGCUAAUAACCAGGCCGCGCAGUCCAUGCUGAAGCAGGAUUAUAAGGAGGAGAUGACACGGGAGGAGGCCGUGCAACUCGCGCUUAAGGUGCUCAGCAAGACAAUGGAUAGCACCAGCCUUACUUCAGAGAAGCUGGAGCUUGCGGAGAUCUUCUUGGCACCUUCAGGGGAGGUCAAGUACCAGGUAUGCUCUCCAGAUGCGCUUGGUAAGUUGCUUGUUAAGCAUGGUGUCACACAGGCUGCUGCGGAGUCAUCUUGAUUUUGUCAAUUGGUAUAUCUCUGUUAUCUUUAAUGAUGGAUUGGUUCUAAUCUUCCUUGAACUUAAGUUACUAUUUUCAGCAAUUUGUACUUGGAUUCAGCAGGUUUAUACUUCCAACUCAAAUAUUUCUCUUUGCUAUGCGAACUGGGUUUUGCAUUCUUUAA
Molecule: messenger RNA, 1078 nt
Organism: Dioscorea cayenensis subsp. rotundata (Guinea yam)
Lineage: Eukaryota; Viridiplantae; Streptophyta; Magnoliopsida; Dioscoreales; Dioscoreaceae
Product: proteasome subunit alpha type-4
Exons: 1
Coding region: 162-914 (250 amino acids)
Biological process (GO): ubiquitin-dependent protein catabolic process
Cellular component (GO): cytosol; nucleus; proteasome core complex
Source: RefSeq, a predicted model, not a curated record